Corythoichthys intestinalis (scribbled pipefish) is the source of this 1214-nucleotide messenger RNA. RefSeq names its product POU class 2 homeobox associating-factor 2-like. The transcript has 5 exons. The record is from RefSeq and is a predicted model, not a curated record. NCBI's taxonomy places the organism in Eukaryota, Metazoa, Chordata, Actinopteri, Syngnathiformes, Syngnathidae. Bases 95 to 958 code for a protein of 287 amino acids. Gene Ontology annotation, molecular function: DNA binding; POU domain binding.
CGCUAUGGUGCUCAACAUUGCUAUUCAGUUACUCUAGGCAAAUACAGCAGAAGAGCAGCGGGCCAGUGUGUGUGUCAGACUGGUCAACAGUAUCAUGGACACUGAAUAUUCAAAGAGAGUGUACCAAGGGGUUCGUGUUAAACACACAGUCAAAGACCUGUUGGCAGAGAAACGAUCUCGACAGACAAAUGGCCCAAGGUACAGUAGUGGUUCAACAACCCCACCAUCUUUAGUUCAGAUGUCAGGUUCUCAUAUGUUACCCAGCUACUAUGGUAUGAGGCGUCCUUUCAUAUCGGACUCAGACUUUGCCUCAUCUACGAAGCAGUUUUCAUCAGAUGUUUACCCAUCCACCUAUGGAGGCAGAACACUGAGCUGUGAGACAUCUAGCUUCUCUCUUAUUGACACCUACUACCCUGACACUUUCAGUGAAUACCGCAACACCACUGCCAACUUCUCCAGCUCUGGAGGAUCUUUCUUGCCUUCUGCGGCCCUAUCGUCUCUUUUGCCUCCUCCCUUCAGUGGCGAGUCAUCACAUGUAUAUAUGAGAGACUCAUGGGAGCAAUCGGUUCCAGAGCCAGUUCCACAGGUGGAACCUCUUUGCCCAGACAACUUGGCUUCUGUCCCCUCAUCAAUGCCCAGCCCAGACUCCCAGGGGAGCCCCUCCCAGCCAAGCCAAGGCUCAUCCAUUGGGCUGGCUUCCAGCAGCCAGUCCUACACCCUUCACUCCCUUGAGGAUGCGAACUAUCACCUUUUAACUUCCAACAACUCCUACGCAGCCCCACCUUCCUCCUUCCUCUGUCCUCCUUACAUCAACACUGACCUGAUGUCUAAGAUUGUCACAGAGGAAGCAGUCGACAGCCACAGCAGUCUCCCUCUCAAUUUGGAGGCUCAUACUUCCUGGGAUAAGGAGGACAACGUGAGUGGCUGGUCUCCAUAUGAGCUCAGAAGAGCCUACUGAAAAAACUUUUUUUUUUUUUUUAAAUAACUAGAAAAAACAAUUAAUUCCCAAAAUUCACAUCACAGGGAUAAGUGGAUUGGCUUCAUCUUUGUUGGUGUUGAUAAACUCAACAAGCACCUGGACACACUUAAAGUAAAAUAAUACAAACAACUACAAGGCUUGCUUUAGCACCGUUUGUUAUUUAUUUGUUGUGAAGGAUUGUGAACACAACAUUUUGGAGUUUAAAUUCCUGGUCAAGAUUCCUGAUCAAACUAAU